Molecule: messenger RNA, 3912 nt
Organism: Ipomoea triloba (trilobed morning glory)
Lineage: Eukaryota; Viridiplantae; Streptophyta; Magnoliopsida; Solanales; Convolvulaceae
Exons: 5
Coding region: 300-3518 (1072 amino acids)
Source: RefSeq, a predicted model, not a curated record
AAUUAAAUGUCACUGUUCUUUAGAAGAAGGUCGUUUGUUUGUGUGAAAGAUUUCUUAUCUGGGAUCUCUCUCUCUACAAAAACUAAAAAUUUAUGCUACGCACUUUAGGGAGAGAAAGAACUUAGUUUUAGACAGAGAGAGGGUGAGAGAGAGAGAACGGGGGGCUGGCCCCAGCAGAUCGAAAUCUUCAAUCUUUUGUUCAGUCUCAUGAGGAUCUGUGCUUCUUCAAUGCUUUGUCUAAUGAUUCAAUCCAUCAAAGGGUCAUGAGAAGAGGUGAUUCCAGGAUGUGGGUCUGAGGAAUGGGAACCCAAGUGCACGAGAAAGGCGUCUUGCCGGGUUAUUACUCCAUGAGGGACCUUAAUGAGGAUUCUACUAGUAGUAAUUGGCCCCUGAUUUAUGGAGAUAGGGCCGUAGCAAAUGGGCAAUAUUGUAAUGGUUUCACGUCGAGGAGUGUUGUGGAUGCCUGUUCAGGAUACAACAAGGAUGCAGUAAAACAGAAAAUGCUCGAACACGAGGCAAUAUUCAAGAACCAGGUUUCGGAACUCCACCGCCUUUACAGAAUCCAGAGGGACAUGAUGGAAGAAGUUAAAAAGAAAGAACUAAAUAAAAAUCGGAUGUCAUUGGAGCCAUCAUCUUCGUCUAGCAUUCUAGGAUCUCAAGUGCCGUACGAAGAUGCUCAUAAAUGGCACGUUACCGGCUUUCCUUUGACAAAUUCUGGUUACGCUAGACCGUGUACGUCUAGUACCGAAAUGGGUAAUUCUCUGUUAAGUUGUACACAGGGAAGCGAUGCACAGUCUGGUCGAGUUCAAUUGCAAAAUGGAUGUUCCUCGAAAAACUGUGAAGCAUUCGAGGCUAGGCCAUCGAAAGUGCGGAAAAAAUUGUUCGAUCUUCAAUUCUCGGCUGAUCAGUACAUCGAUACUGAAGAAGGCAAACAGUUGCAAGAUUCUAAAGAAUCCAUCUUCCCGAGCUACCCUGCUAGUGGAAAUUUUACUAUUGCACGAGAGAGUAGUAUGAAAUCGUUUCUUGGAGGCGGUGAAAAAACUGAUUCCCAAAAAGAUGCUUCGAUGUCACAUUUACGUUUAAGAAGUGUAAAUGGGUUGGCUGAUCUGAACGAACCUCCUCAGCUCGAAGAAGCAACUAUUCCACCGCCCGUUGAUUUUCUUGGUCAUUGUGCUAGCUACAAAGAGCCUGAAACCCGAAAUGUUACUGCUAAACCAAAUCCCGGCUUUUUAGCUCCACCUGAAAUGAUGUGGAACACUAACCACGGAACUUCCAAUGGCCCCCCGAGUAGUCCAUUUAUGGAGAGUAAGGGAAAAGAGCGAGACUGGCUCUCCUAUAAAUAUGAAGCAGGUCACACUAAAAGUAGUGUCAGCCCGUUACCUCAAUGUCUUGAACAAAAUAAGUUACUUACACCUUUUCAUCCAGUUGAAGCUAGACUCGGGAAAGCUCAUCAAAAUCCCGGAAUUCAUCACGCUCACAGUACUAGGGAUGACCUGUGGAGAGCGAGGGCAGGUUGUGGUUUAGAAACCCUUGAUAAAAGUCGUGAAAACUCCAAUUGUAGCCGUCUCGAACCUGGUGCAACGUCUCUGUUGCCCCAUCCGCAUCAUUUAGGUAAUUCCUCCGAGAUUUCCAACUCAUGGUCAUGUUCCGUCUCCAAUUGCGGUGGCAGGCCAACGAGUAGCCUGACUCAGAAGUUAACAUCGCUCCAUACAAGUGCGUCUUUGAACUCGUCUACAGAUGUGAGUAGAAACUCGCACCGUUAUUCUCACAGCCAUGAAACUAUCGGAGACAAGUGGCACGCCAAUGGCAGCUCUAUAGUGAAUCCCGGGGGUUUGGGCAGUGAGCUACCUGUCCAGAAUGGGUUUUACCAUGGAUCUUCAUCGGGGUUGAGGGAACCAACCGUUCGCUUCCCUUCAGUUUUUUUUAACACUCCGAACGAUAACAAGGGCUAUAAAGUAUUGUCUGGAUGCUCUACUAACCAUCAACAUGGGAAGUUUCUUGUUGGCUCCAACUUAACAGGCCCUAAGUCGGCAAAGGAUUUUGACCUGAAUGUUGCGGAUGAUGUCACCACGAAGCAAGAUGAAGAGUUCGUUGAUGAUAAAAGAAAGCUUGAAGACAGUGUAGCUAAAUUUCCUUGGCUUAAAUCUAAGCCUGUUCAGAAAAACGAGGGGAAAGUUCCAAACUCUGAUUCUGAAUUCAUUCGGUCUUCUUCGACUCCAUUUUGCAAGGGUGACAUGUCGAAGAAUCUCAAUGAAAUCCUCAUCCAAAAUGCUGCCUCGACUUUGAGUGAUAUUGGGGCCAAGGAGGUGUCGGGGACUCAAAAUGUCAGAAAAAUUCUCGGGGUUCCUAUUGAAAAUCGUUGUGCUUCCAAAAACGAGUCUCCUGUUUCAAAUUCAGCAACCAUUCCUUCCUUGCCCGAAGGAGAAAAUAUCAGAAAUGACAAGAAGAAUAUUGUGAUCGAUAUCAAUGUGGCUUUUGACGCUUCAAUUGCAGAGUCCGAGGAUCAAGCUGCCCGAGAACUUCAUGCUGCAGAUAGUAUGGACUCAAAAGCUACCGGUAUCAGAAACCACUUCGAUUUGAACUCGUGUAUUACUGAGGAUGAGGAUCUAUUAGGGCCCUGUGUUGUGAGCAAUAAUGUCAAAGCAAGGACGGUAUUGGAGAUAGAUUUGGAGGCUCCUGUUGUUUUAGACAACGAGGAAAAUAAUGUACCCGAGGAAGAGCAUAAACGAAAUGAGGCAUCUUUGCAGUUGCCUGAGCAAAAGGUUGAGCAAGCACAGGAUGAAGUUGCGAGGAUUGCUGCAGAAUCAAUAGUUGCCAUCUCAUCGGUUGUAGAUGGGACCCGUCUUAAUCCAUCUGAAGAUCCUUUGACAGAAUCGCUUCGGUGGUUUGUCAAUGCUGUCUCUUCGGGCAUCAAUGGAGUUGAGGGCAAGUCGAGCAAAGAAAUAGUAAGCAAGAAUGGUGCUCCUAACGAUAAUUCUUGUUCGGAGGAAAUAGAUUAUUUCGAGGCUAUGACAUUGCAACUAACAGAGACAAAGGAAGAAGACUACAUGCCUAAACCAUUUGUUCCCGAGUUCCAAAAUGUGGAAGAUAGUGCGGUGACUUCGGUCUCAAAUCGAACCCGAAAGGGUCCAGGAAGGAGGGGAAGGCAGCGAAGGGACUUUCAGAGGGACAUCCUUCCCGGUCUGACUUCCUUGUCGAGACACGAAGUGACCGAAGACCUUCAGACGUUUGGAGGAUUAAUGAGAGCUACGGGUCAUCCCUGGACCUCGGGAUUGACAAGAAGGAACGGAACCAGAAAUGGCGGUGGAAGGGGAAGGCGACGACGGGCUGCUGCCAUUAUUGACAGCGAGCCCGCCCUCGUUUCAACCCCACCAACCACUUCCCUAAUGCAUCAACACAACACUAUCGAAUCCAGUUUGGAGGACAGAAGCCUAACGGGAUGGGGAAAGACAACUAGGCGCCCUCGAAGGCAAAGAUGUCCCGCCACGGGUAACCUUUCUGCAAUCCCGUUGUCGUAAACCAUGGGAAAAAAAAAAAGAGAGGCUGUAAUCUAUACUCAUCAAUUUAUAGAGAGGAUAUAAGACAAGACAGACGAGGAAGCUUGUUUUAAUGACUUUCUGGUAGUGAGCUGAGGUUGGGGAUUAUCUUUGUACAUGUCUUUGUAGUCUAUAAUUUCAGUGGCUAUACCCAGAAUUGGUUGGUUACAAAUCUCUGUGUAUUCAGGAAUAGUCCUGCCUGAUAUUUUCUGGAUUUAUACAGCAUUUGCUUCAAAUAUGCUGUCUUAUUUGGGUGUAUUGGUUUUACAAAAGAGUUCCUUGUACACUAGGAUUUAGAUUGAUACAACAUAUAUUCAGGAGUUACCCCACCUGAUGUUUUUUUUCCCAUGAAUUUAUACAGCAUUUUUGCUUCAAA